GUCACGUGAUUCAGAACCAAAAUGGCCGCCUUGUUGUUUUGAUGAAUAAUACUUUGUGUGUUUGUUUCGUUCUUGACAGAAAGCCAUUAGAAAACCGUUUUUAAAUUAUAUUUACUGCUUUUUAAAAAAAUAUACGCAACCAGACAACAGUCGACCCUAUUUCAAAUAUAAUCGACUUAAGACUAUGCACUUUUGUUCAAUUUAAAUUAAAGAGACAGAGUGACAUUAAAAAUUAAAAGGAAAGCGAUGGAAGAACUGAGUGCUGAUGAGAUCCGGAGAAGACGCCUUGCCCGACUUGCAGGCGGACAGAGCUCUCAGCCCACCACUCCUCUCAGCACUCCCCUCACCUCUCCACAGAGAGAGAACCCUCCUGGACCUCCCACAGCCCCCUCACCAGCUGCGCCCGGCCCAUCCCACUACCUGGGGCUCAGCAUUCACAACAUGACCCCUGCUACGUCUCCCAUCGGAGCAUCAGGAGUUGCUUGCCGGAGUCAGAGUAGUGAGGGGGUGAGUUCUCUCAGCAGCUCUCCCUCAAACAGCUUGGAAACCCAAUCCCAGUCCCUCUCCAGAUCUCAGAGCAUGGACAUCGACAGUGUUUCCUGUGAAAAAAGGUCAAGUUCUUGCAUGUCCCAGGUGGAUGUUGACUCAGGAAUUGAAAAUAUGGAGGUUGAGGAGAGUGAUCGCAGAGAAAAGAGGAGCCUUACAGUCAAGGAAUCUUCUUCGGAUUCUGAAGUGUCGGAGGAGCAGGCACUCCAGGUCAUCUGUAAGAUCCUCAGAGUCUCCUGGAAGGAGAGGGACAGGGAUGUCAUUUUCCUUCCGAUACUUGCUGCUGAAUUCACACGGGAUCCUAAAGAAGUUUGUUCAGAUUUUAAGGACUUAAUUGGCCAGAUUUUAAUGGAGGUUCUCAUGAUGUCCACACAAGCGAGAGAGAACAAUCCUUUUGCCAGUUUGACCGCUACAUCACAGCCAAUCGCUGCAGCUGCCAAAUCUCCUGAUAGACAUCUGGUUCUGAACCCUUCCUCGAGCCAAGGAACAAGCCCCAUGCUUACCAAUGUAGGAUCGUUUGGGGCCAGCUCUCUCUCAAGUCUGUACGGGACUAGUCCAGAUCCGCAGGCAUUCACCUCUGCUGUGAUGACUGCUCCAUCCCAAUCUUCAGCCCCCUUGACAGUGCCGUCUCCCACCUCCCACUCCUCUCCUGCGAGUUCUUCAGCACCACUGCCCAUUUCCCAGAGGUACCGUCCAUAUGCUGUUGGCUACCCCUGGGCUUUCUCCACCUCUCCCAGCCCAAGAUCCACAGCAGUAAGCCAUGCAGCCCCUGCAGCUUCCUCCUCCUCCUCCUCCACUGGGAUUUGUGUUUCCCAAAGUCCACAAGUCAUGGCUACGAGUCCCCUGGCCGUCCCAGCCAGCUCUCCUAGGCCGAGGCGGCCCACAUCGAUGCCUCCACCGUUAGUCCCAGGCUCUCCCAGCACUGCUGCUCAACAACCCUCACUCGUAAACAGGAUACCAUCUAGUAUCUACGACAGCCCCCUCUCCCUCCUCUUCUUUGCCCUUUCUGAUGUUUCUGAGGACAGCAGUGACGAUGAGGCAGAGGAGGAAGAUUUUUCUAGGGUCCAGUUUGGGUCCAGUAGCCUUGGUACAUCGAGUGGUGUUGUAACUGAUUCUGGAAGUGACCGCUUUACCAUUGAAGCAUGCAAAGAGACGGAGAUGCUGAACUACCUCAUUGAACGCUUUGAGAGUGUUGGAAUGGAAGAGAGGAAAGCUCCAAAGAUGUGCAGCCAGCCACAUGCCAGUCAACUGCUAAGCAACAUUCGAUCUCAGUGUGUUUCCCAUGCUGCUUUGGUGCUGCAGGGAGCAUUAACACAGCCGAGGUCGUUGCUGCAGCAGUCUCUGCUCGUACCGUACAUGCUGUGCCGGAACCUGCCUUACGGCUUCAUUCAAGAACUGGUUAGAAUGACUCACCAGGACGAAGAGGUUUUCAAACAGAUCUUUGUUCCAAUUCUACAAGGAUUGGCCCUUGCUGUCAAAGAGUGUUCCUUUGACAGUGACAACUUCAAAUAUCCUUUAAUGGCUUUAGCGGAACUCUGUGAAAUAAAGUUUGGAAAGACUCACCCUGUGUGCAGUUUGAUCACGUCACUGCCACUGUGGUGCCCGGAUUCUCUGAGCCUGGGGUCAGGCAGAGAGCUCCAGAGACUGUCAUAUAUUGGCGCUUUCUUCAGCCUGUCUGUUUUUGCUGAAGAUGAUACAAAAGUGGGAGACAAAUAUUUCUCAGGACCUGCGAUUACCCUUGAGAAUACUAAACUGGUCAGUCAAUCUUUGCAGCAUUAUCUGGAAUCAGCAAGGGGCGAUCUUUUUAAAAUCCUGCAUAACAUUUUACUGAAUGGGGAGACCAGGGAGGCUGCUUUAAACUACAUGGCGGCUGUGGUCAAUCGAAACAUAAAGAAAGCGCAGAUACAGACGGACGACAGGCUUGUGUCCACAGAUGGAUUCAUGAUAAAUUUCCUGUGGGUCCUUCAGCAGCUAAGCAUGAAAAUUAAACUGGAGACAGUCGAUCCGUUUUACAUUUUCCAUCCAAAGUGCCGUCUAAAUAUGACAACCGACGAGACCCGCCUAAAAGCCCCCAUGGAAGAUUUGAAGAGCUGGCUGGCAGAGCUUUAUGGCGAUCCGUCAAAAUUUCCUGAGCCAAAGUUCCCUACAGAAUGCUUUUUCCUGACCCUACAUGCUCACCACCUGUCUGUUCUUCCUGGCUGCCGGCGUUACAUACGAAGACUGAGAGCAAUCCGGGAUCUGAACCAAACAGUGGAAGAGUUGAAGAAUAGUGAGAGUCAAUGGAAGGAUUCUCCUCUGGCAACAAGACAUAGAGAGAUGCUGAAAAGAUGCAAGACCCAGCUUAAGAAACUGGUGCGCUGCAAGGCCUGUGCAGAUGCAGGAUUGCUGGAUGAGAACUUAUUGAGGAGAUGCCUGCAGUUUUAUGGCAUGGUGAUUCAACUGAUUCUGCGCAUUGUUGACCCAGCCUACCCACAGAUAACACUACCUUUAAACCCAGAGAUUCCCAACGUCUUUGCUGCCCUGCCUGAGUUUUACAUUGAAGAUGUGGCGGAGUUCCUGCUUUUCAUUGUACAGUAUUCCCCUCUGGUUCUGUAUGAGCCUUGCACUCAGGACAUUGUGACGUUCCUUAUCGUUUUCAUCUGUAGCCAGAACUAUAUCAGAAACCCUUACCUUAUCGCCAAGCUGGUAGAGGUCUUGUUUGUGACAAACCCGGCUGUCCAGCCACGCACCCAGAGGUUUUCUGAGAUGAUGGAGAACCAUCCCCUGUCUAUCAAACAAUUAGUCCCUGCACUGAUGAAGUUUUAUACAGAUGUUGAACAUACAGGAGCUACCAGCGAAUUCUAUGACAAAUUCACCAUCCGCUACCACAUCAGCACAAUCUUCAAGAGCCUGUGGCAGAACGCAUCUCACCAUGGCACGUUCAUGGAGGAGUUCAAUUCUGGAAAGCAGUUUGUUCGCUACAUAAACAUGUUGAUAAACGACACCACCUUCUUGCUGGAUGAAAGCCUGGAGUCCCUCAAACGAAUUCAUGAGGUGCAGGAGGAGAUGAAGAACAAGGAGCAGUGGGACCUGCUGCCUCGGGAUCAGCAGCAGAGCAGACAGUCUCAGCUGACCCAGGAUGAGCGCGUGUCUCGUUCGUACCUCGCUCUCGCAACGGAAACGGUUGACAUGUUUCAUAUUCUCACCAAGCAGGUUCAGAAACCUUUCCUCAGACCUGAGCUUGGCCCACGUUUAGCUGCCAUGCUGAACUUUAACCUUCAGCAGCUGUGUGGCCCCAAGUGCCGUGACCUGAAAGUUGAGAAUCCCGAGAAGUAUGGUUUUGAGCCAAAGAAGCUGCUGGAUCAGCUAACUGAUAUUUACCUUCAGUUAGACUGUGCAAGGUUUGCUAAGGCUAUUGCUGAUGAUCAGCGGUCCUAUAGCCGAGAACUCUUUGAGGAAGUAAUUUCCAAAAUGACGAAAGCUGGGAUCAAGUCAACAAUAGCAAUAGAAAAAUUUAAGCUACUGUCUGAAAAGGUUGAAGAGAUUGUGGCCAGGAAUUCUCAAUCCGAAAUUGACUACAGCGAUGCACCGGAUGAAUUUAAAGAUCCCCUGAUGGAUACUCUGAUGAGCGACCCUGUCCGACUACCCUCUGGAAACAUUAUGGACCGCUCCAUAAUCUUGCGGCACUUGUUGAACUCGCCCACGGACCCAUUCAGCCGCCAGAAUCUUACUGAGAACAUGCUGGAAUCACUUCCGGAGUUGAAAGAAAGAAUUCAAGCAUGGAUGAGGGAUAAGCUAAAUGCUGGCCGCUAUUCACAAUGAAGCCUUCGCUGCUGAUAAUAAUUAAGGGAAGUGAUUACCAGCUGAUGUCCAGGAACGAGAGCUGACGGAUUGGUUGUUUCUUUCUCUUUUUUUUUUUUUUUUUUUUUAAUUUGUUUUUCUUUGGACUAAGGCUUUUAUAGCCUAUAGUACUGAACGUAAUAAAGAAUAAAG
This is a messenger RNA of Polyodon spathula (Mississippi paddlefish), 4518 nucleotides long. RefSeq names its product ubiquitination factor E4B, UFD2 homolog (S. cerevisiae) (gene ube4b). The coding region runs from base 247 to 4347 and encodes 1366 amino acids. The record is from RefSeq and is a predicted model, not a curated record. Lineage: Eukaryota; Metazoa; Chordata; Actinopteri; Acipenseriformes; Polyodontidae. The transcript is spliced from 29 exons. Gene Ontology annotation, cellular component: cytoplasm; ubiquitin ligase complex; nucleus. Gene Ontology annotation, biological process: protein polyubiquitination. Gene Ontology annotation, molecular function: ubiquitin-ubiquitin ligase activity.